GGCAAUUCCUGCAGGUGUAGGAUGAGAGAAGCAUCUGGUGGGGAUCAGCACAUGUUGUGCCCGUGUGGGGAGCACUGCGGCUGCAACCCCUGCACCUGCGUCAAGACCCAAACACAAACCUCCGCCAAGGGCUGUACCUGUGGUGAGGGAUGCACCUGUGCCAGUUGCGCCACUUAGAUCCUUAACUAUGUCUAUACCAUACUUGUAUCAUAAGUGCUAGUUAGUCAAUCUGAAAUAAAACUGUUUAUUGAGGUCCAAGGUUCAACAAUAUAUUGUAUGCUCUGCUUUUGUCUAAUGACUCAUCCAAGUGUAUGAAAAUAAUACCGUAAACCUUGAGUGUC
This is a messenger RNA of Camelina sativa (false flax), 341 nucleotides long. NCBI's taxonomy places the organism in Eukaryota, Viridiplantae, Streptophyta, Magnoliopsida, Brassicales, Brassicaceae. The record is from RefSeq and is a predicted model, not a curated record.